Stereum hirsutum FP-91666 SS1 is the source of this 1874-nucleotide messenger RNA. RefSeq lists its product as uncharacterized. NCBI's taxonomy places the organism in Eukaryota, Fungi, Basidiomycota, Agaricomycetes, Russulales, Stereaceae. The coding region runs from base 317 to 1867 and encodes 516 amino acids. The transcript is spliced from 3 exons. The record is from RefSeq and is a predicted model, not a curated record.
CCGGCACUUCUUGUUCAGCUUCAUGCAGGAGCUGCGUUGUUCUGAAAUGUUUCAUGCAUCCUGGAUAUCCUCCAUGCCUCCAUUCAGGCUUUUCUCUGAUGUUUGGCGUCCUAUUAUCCACUAGCUCACCUCUAGUGCCUCGGCAAUUGACAGGCUGGCGUCUAACUUAUUUGUGUAUAUUUAGUUAUCCCGGCAUCCAGUCAGGAGUUAGGACGGUUCGGGGAACCAGCAGACUCGUCACUCCCCACCAUCCAGAGAUAUCUUCCGACAAAAGGGUGAUCGUAUCAUCACUGGAAAUCGUCGAUCCCCGUCCACGAUGCCUUUACUCUCACUCCCGAACGAGACACUGCAUACUAUUGCUGGCUGCCUGCUCACAACUUCCCCUUUACUCGAACCGACUUCCUUGCUCGAGUUCAACCCCAGCUUGCAAUCAAUAUCCAUUGUUAAUCGACGGCUGAGAGACAUUUGCCUUCCUUUGGCCUACAAAAGUGUCACUGUCAACUUCUCUCGUGCACAUGUCAAGACGGAGUGCGCGAAACUCACCGGGGCGCAGUCCUUGCUUUCCGAUCGUCGCGUUUGCCAACUCAUCAAACACAUCACGAUACGCGACACGAAUCGAAACAACGUCUUGGACUGGACGUACGGCUACGCACGCUACGACCGACCUUGCCCCGAUGCCAUGUUCCACAUGAGCGAAGAGGAAUAUAUCGUUUUACGCGAUUUCGUCCAGACCACGCUCUCCUCCGCGACGAGACUCCUCUCCUUCGACGUCCUCGACACCGACGUCUCACUCACAGAAGCGCUCGUCGACGCCAUAAACGCCCACCCUCAACUCCGCUCAAUCACCUUCCUCAACUUCCGACAACUCAACCCUCUCUCCGUCUCCUUCUGCUCAUCUACCGAUCUCUCCCGCAUCCAUUUACAUGGUCUCCAACUCCUGGAGCGUGCACUCGACGUCCCACUUCGCCCCGGGCUUCUCAAAGCCUGCGCUCGAACGCAAGAUGGGCCACAUAUACACGAGCUCAUAAACGACUACUUCAGUAACUUCCCCGCUAGAGACCUCACAUUCAAUGGACUCCAACGCCUGAAGCUCGACUAUCCCGACCAACUUGCCACAUCGAUGACCACCGAUUUCUUCACUCGACACGAACACCUCCGUUCCGUAUUCCUCGCCAUCUCCAUUGCGAAGUUUCGGAGCACGUUGAUCACGACAGAGGGGUGCGGACUCGCGAAGAUGUAUAGCGAGGCUUUGGGCGAGCAUCUGGACCAUGCGUUUAUGCUCAUGGAUACGGAAUUUGCUGUGGACCCGAAGUUGGAACGUGGGGAUGCGGCGUCGUGGUUGAUCAAGAGUGCGAGUAUCGUUCUGAAUGCGGAGCAUCGGAGGGCGCUGGGAUUCGUGUUGGAGCAUAUGCCACUUUGUGAGUACAUUGCGGUACAUGAUCGUGCAGAGGAAAGGAAGUGUGGGGCUUCCGAGUUAUGGGCCACAUUGGCGGAGCAGGCGGACAAGCUCAAACAUCUCAGAGCUCUUACAUUGUGGGAUUUUUAUUUGAGUGACCACGUUAUCGACACGGCUUCAGGCCUCUUCUCGGCCGAGUCAAAGAAUGGACCAACGAAGGUCAGUGAGGAAAAGUUGAAGAGCAGGGUGGAGUCGGUGGCGAGACGAUGCGGCAGUUUGGAGUAUGUCGCCAUCAUACCCUAUAUGGCUAACAUGUACUACGAAUUCUGUGUCUUCACGGCGGAGCCGAAGGAGGGGCAUCUGUUAAAGGGGGGAGAGAGGGAGGUGAGGGUACAGUUGACAGUUAUACCGUGGAAAGGCGCCCAGAAGGAGACCAUGAGACGAAGGCAAUGCUUGAAUGGUGGACUGUAGGGCUGAA